Molecule: messenger RNA, 4900 nt
Organism: Phlebotomus argentipes
Lineage: Eukaryota; Metazoa; Arthropoda; Insecta; Diptera; Psychodidae
Exons: 3
Coding region: 128-4684 (1518 amino acids)
Source: RefSeq, a predicted model, not a curated record
UGAUAAGAAGUCGAAGGAGUAUGCAGCGUCUGUCGUGCCGAAAACAAAUUUUCAUCGUAAAAAACCUGUUUAAAACCGUGGCUCAACAGUGAAGUGUGGCUGAUCGGCGGCAACAGAACGGUACAAAAUGACUGAUGAGAAGUAUCGUGGUAUAAGUUCCUUACUUGGUUGUGAAUAUGACUCGGUGGCGGUCAACGAUGAGGAGUCCAGCAACACGUUCCACCGUGAGUUGCUGCUGCACUUCUGCCUGCGCAUGUUGCAUCUCAAGUGUGACAACUUCGCCGUGGGCUUGCAGGCCACUGACUUCCCGCAGUUCCACGACAUCGUGAUUGAGUGCGAGGUGGAGCGACGGCGAUCUGUGUUCUUUCUGCAUGUGGAGCACUCGGCCAGGGAUGGCCGGGUGGCGCGGGAGCACCUGAACAGCAAUGUGGAGAAGCACGAGGAGGUGGCAGAUCGGGAGUUGUGGUCGAGAUUCCAUCUGGAUCAGUACUUUAGCGCUGUGUGGGGUGAGAAGUUCUCAGAAUUGCGACAAGACUUCCGGAAUCACAGCGUCAGCAGACACUUUGUGCUGCUGACGAACCUGAGGCUGGAGGAGGAUGUGAAGACGGUGGAGUGUGAGGUGGGGAAGCAUGACAAUUUGUUUGGCGAGAUGAGCGACGAGGGCGCGAGAGUUGAGCUGCUGGACAAUCCCUUCAACAUCUCGCCCAUCACGUCCAAGUUCUCACCUGAGCAGGUGGUGAGGUUCGAUCCGGGAUACUUCCGGAACAACUUUGCAAUUGUGUCGCAGGCGCCGAGUCUCGUGGAUUUGUCAAUUAUCAACUAUGAGAUCCUGAAGAGUUUGGUGGUGUCGUACAAGUCGCGCAGCUUCAUGCGGAUUCUGAGGGAGGAAUUGACCAGGGCUGUUGCGGUGAAGAGCAGCGACUCACGCUGCGAACGACGGACUCUGUUCAAGGAGACCUUCAUCCGGAUACUCUCAGAGAGUCUCCUGCGAGCUGAUCUGUCGUCAAUCUGUGGCAAUUUCACGAAAGAACUCUCCAAUUGGGUGAAAUUUCACACCAACAUCUUGCAAGAUCUGGCAGAGAAGCUGGAGGACAAGCGAGUGUUGGUGUAUGAGGAGCACAAGAAGCUCUCCUUCCUGAAGAUCUACGAAGCACUGAAGAUCAAAAUGCCCGAGAUUUUGCUCAUUCCCUCAUCCAAAUUGAAGACAUCACAUCGAAAUGCUCUUGAGCAUUAUGAGAAGAAAGUGAUUCUGUUCAUAGAUGAUGAUGAAAAUUUCGAGCAUUUGCUGAAUAACUACUCAAAUAUCAUCUUUGUGGUGGGAAAGAAUACAAAUGUUGAGGUGAUUGUGGAGAAUUGCAUUCUUCAGGUGCCAAAGUGUUCCUUUGAGGAAUUCACAGAGGCCACAAAGGAGGAAUUCUCAAAGAGAGAUAUGAAAUUACAAGAACACCUCAUUCGAUUGUCAGCAAUUCAGAAUACAGAGAACAGAAUUUAUCUUCACCUGCUCAAUGACAUCUUCGAGAAGAUCAACAAGAAUGAGAUGAUUGAAUUUGGACGAAGAUUGCCACGGAGUAAAAUACCAAAACCCUACAUUCAGCGUCACUUCACGCUCAUCUACGAUAUGUUCAAGUUCGUGAAGUUCGACACAGACAUCAUGGGCAACUUCAGUGAGACGGACAUCUAUCAGAACUUCCCCAAUUGCAUCAUCAAGGGUGAUCCGGGCAUGGGGAAGACGUCAGUGAUGCUGAACAUUGCGAAGAACAUCAAGAAUCUCAAUCCACACUUCUGGGUGGAGUACAUUGAUCUCAAGUGCUAUCUGGGCAUCUUCUCAGAGAAGCUCAAGUCGAUCUCGUCACAAGAAUUCUCCCACAAUGAAGCCAAGAUGUUUCUGCUGCAGCACCUGAUCUCACUGGGACCGUGUCCGGAGAUUGAUCGUGAUCUCCUGGAGUUGUAUCUCACGUAUGAGGACAAACCCGUGAUAUUCCUCUUCAUAGACAGUCUCAAUGAGAUUCCCUCCAUGUAUGAGAAGUUGGUGGUGAAUCUGAUUGAGAAGCUGAGCGAAAUGCGGGUGAGAAUCUUUGUGGCGUGUCGCAAGAACUGCAAGGAGAUCCUCAGUCCGCUGAAGAGCUUCAUUGAGGCUGAAUUGGUGCCAUAUGACUAUGCACAGCGGAAGCUCUUCCUGCAGCUGUACUGGCGAAUGACACUGGGUCUGGCUGAUGAGGACAUGGAGGACUUCAUCACGCACUUUCCCACGAGAUUUUACGAAAAGUUCCUACCGGGUGUGACAAUUCUGGAGACACCGCUGUAUCUCAAGUACAUAGCGGACAUCUUUGCCCAAGACUGUGAGAAGUACUGCCAGAGUCGGCAGUCAGGAGGGAUGACAAAGCAGUUUCCCAACAUCAACAUGUGGCAUGUGUUCACGGAGAUGCUCAAAAUGAGUGUGAAGGAGGACGAAUUGAGGGAUAUCACGAAGAUCUACACGACAAUUGCCGUGAGAGAGCUGGAAUACGACAGUCUCCUGCCAAUCACGGAGGAUGUCAACAGGGAUCCCAACCUCCUUGGCAGAGGCUUCGUCACGCGCACCGACGAUGGGAAGUUCAUCUUUGCCCAUCGCACCUUUGCCGAAUUCUUCGUGGCCAAUGCCCUGAUCGAUGAGACUGAAUGCGUGAAUAAGAGUGUCGUGAAGUAUUUGUCGGAGUUCAAUUUCGAUCACGCAAAGGCCAAAUUCAUCUAUCACUGCAUGAUAGGACGAAUUGAGGCGCGAGCAUACAACUUGCCCAACAAAGAUCAACUCUCCGACACCUUUGACUACUUCAUGGAGUUGUUCAAGGAAUUCCUCAAGUUCACGUGGAUGUACUACAUUGUUGACAUAUCGCAGAUCUACACGUUCAUUGAGGAACACUUCACGAAGCAGGAAAUCCAGACGUUCAACAUUGAACAGUAUUGGGAAUGCUACGUCACUGGCUUCCAAACUCUCACACUGGCUCAACUCAUGUUCCUCGUUGAGACCUUCGACAAGUUCAAUGAACCCGAGAUGGUCAACUACAUCCUCGUGCAGAUCUUUAGAUACUUCGUCAGCCGCAAGACUGAAGAGAAUGACAUUCCCUUCCUGAAUGAGCUUCAUAGUCAAAUGGUGAAGAGAUCCACGCUGAGCGAGGAGGAGUUCUUCGUGCACUUCAAGGCGUGCAUGAAGGAGUGCGCUGAGGAUCGAAUAUUGCGUCAGGAUCUCAUGUUUUGGUACUUCAGGAAGCGCAACAUCACGCAAACCAUCAACAUUGCCAAUGUGCUGAAGAUGAAGUAUGAGGACAAUUGGAAGCUGGAGAACUACGAUAUGCACUUCAUUGCGUAUUUGAGUGAAUUUGAGAAGCGCGAGAAGAACUCCGAGCAGUUCAUCCAUGAGUUCUUUGGUCUCGUGGGUGAGGAGAACUUCUACCAGUUCCUGUCCAACUAUGACGAUGUGGAGUUCACGCGGGACACAUUCGUGAGGAUUGCGGUGAAUGUGGCGUUGAAGAGGGACUGGAAGCUCUGCGACACGGAUGGCAAUUCGAUAUUGUUUCAAUUUUGGAGAAAUCAGCAAACAUAUCUCUUCAGUGAAUUUAUCAAGUGUCUUCCACGUGACAAAAUUGAAGAAUUGACCACAUGUCCGUGCUUCGGUGGUAAAUCCUUGAUUGACUACUUUCACUCCGACGACAACAAGUUCUACGAAUUCGCGGCAUACACAAAGUACGUGUGUGACACACUGGGCGAGUGUGAGCUCCAUAAGUUCCUCACACCAUGCAAGGGCAGCCUCAAUGUGCAGAAGUCCAUCUCCAAUGAUUUGAUCUUCCUGCGGGAAUUGUCACUGGAGGUGGGCGAUGUGGGCAGAAAGACGCUGCAGAGCCUUGUUUAUGCCUUCUGUCGGGACAAGAUGACCUGGCAGGAGACCACAAAGACACGGAUAAAGUUCCUAUUCGAGAUCGCACGCUUCAUCUCCAAGUACAAACUCGAGGUGACGUUCGAUCUCAUCUUCACUUACCUUAACACACACGAGCCGUGCAAUGAUGACAAGCACGACAAUUAUCUGCACGCCGAACUGGCGGAGAUUGACGACAGUGGCAACAAUCCACUGCUAAUGGCCGGCUUGUGGGGCAAUUUGCAAUUCCUCCAGAGUCUACUGAAGCUCAUCACGCGCAAGAAGUUCAUCGAAAUUGCGAAGCAACAGAAUUGCAAUGGGAAGAACUUCUUUCACUGCAUCGCAAACUUCAUUCUCCCAUCUGUGAAGUAUUCUGUAUACGAUGUGAUUCACAUAUUCCUGCUGGAGCGAAAUAAUGGCAAUAAUGGCACACUGACCAAGUUGCUGAUGCACCAGGACAGUCGCGGCAAGACGCCCUUCCACUCCGACAUGCUCUUCUUCUGUGCAUUCAUUGACUUCGUGUCGGAGGAGGCGCUGUGCGAUCUGUUCAAGAUGCAGGACGACAAUGGGGAGAAUAUCAUGCACUAUAUGGUGAGAGAUGACAACUUGUUCCUAAUAUUUCAUAAGUAUCUCAACUCAGCCAUCACGGAACCCAUGAAGUCUGCCCUGAAGACGAGCAAUGCCAAGGGCCAGACACCCUUCUAUCUCCUGAGUCGCGUGUACGAGUCAUUUGCACUCAAUGCGAAGAAGGAGAAGAUGUAUAAGAAAUUUGAUAGAUUUUUGUAUGGAAACUAAGGACACAGAUGACAAUUUUUAUGAAUUUAUUAGUAUUCAGAGAUGAUGAUGAUGAAAAACACUGUGCGGCUGAAAUAUGGAAGUUAGGACAGUGCGGAGAAGAUAUUUGUGUAUUGUGAGUGAAUACAGUAAAUUUAUUUUAUAUGUGAAUGCAUUCAUUCAGAGGAAGAAGAAGGAAGAAAAAACAAGUAAUGUAACGAGAAAUUAUCAAAAUAA